GCGUUCGUCAAUCCGCGGUUGGCUUUGUCCGUGUACGGUGGUUGGUCGUGUCGAGUUUCAUGCAGGCAUCGCGAUAGAACCGUCCGAAUAGGUCAUCGAAAGGGCCAACAGUUGUGCUUUUUUUUUGUGGUGCAGUAGUUGUUUAGCAAAAAAAAAAAAACGGCGAAACAGCUCCAGUGGGGUUAUGCAGUGCAUGUGAGUGAAUUAGUGAAUAGUAGCAGUAACUGCAUCAUCAUCGUCAUAAGCCACGUAACCACCGUUCAGCUGUGCUAGCGGAGUGAAUCAUGUGAUCGUGUGAUUGAUGAUCGUUUUGCAUAUCGCGGAGUGUGUGUUGUUAGAAUUAAUUUCCUAAUAGCGAAAACAAAAACCCAGCUUGAGAGAAGCUUGAGUGUCCAAAAAACAGACGAGGUCGCAGGCAUGUUGGGGAUAAGCAAGAAACCGGGUCCUCCGGUACCACCGCGACCCAGUGCGGCGGCCGUCGCUACGGCCCUUGCCAAACAGCGUGAGAACUCUCCCUCGCCGAACGGAGGGACGCGGGGAUGCAAUGGGAGUGGUGGGAUGGUCGGUAUGGCGACGCUUAAGCCACCCCAUCCAGGCCGUACCGUAGUGUACAAGUCGCCGGAUUUCGAUCCACCGCAGGCAAGAAAUCGCUCCAACCUGUCGACGUUUGGAGGAUCGGUCCCGGAGCAGCUGCAAGGAUCUCCGAAUCCAAGCGCUAAGCGUAACGCGAUCUAUCACGACAGUCCCGGCCAGAGUCCGGUCGCUAUGGAGAGAAAACUGCUUACGCCAACCUCUGGUGGGGUGAUGUAUCGAUCCACCUGUAGCAUAGUGGAGAUCAACACUAGUCCGAGUACUUCGGGAUCGAGCUCGGUAUCAACCUCACCGGUAGCGACACUCCAGAAACAGUCCGCAGAUCAAAAGUCGUCCAAACUGCAGAAAGACUCUCUAGGUGAGGUGGCCCCAGUAGCUCGAAGGCGUAUGCGUAACGGUGACUCACACUCGAGCGAAGGAUGUCCGGAGUCGUCCGAGGUGAUCAUCAUCAACGGUGGUAAGCACGGGAGCAGCAUCAGCCUGAUGAGCGGUGCCCCAUCCUUGGAGAGUGCCGCCGAGAAUGGACGUGGGAAGGCUCUGAGCGAGUGUGACAGCGGUACGGAGCGUGGCGAUAGUUCCGGAUCUUGCGCAUCCGCCGGAAGCACGCUGGAGCGGGAGAACAAUGCGAAGAAUCUGGUGGAAGGCAGUAGUGCUAAGAGUAGUCACUUUACGGAAAUCAUUAUCGGCUCGAACCAGAGCAGCACGGUGGUAAGGAGCGGCAGUAAACCGAAUAUCGCUACCACCGCGAACAGUGUGAUACGAUCGAACUCGAUCCGAGUGCCAAUCAAGGCAGCUGGUGCAGGAACGGCUACACCACUGUACCAUCGUCCCGAACCGGAAGGUGGUGAGCAUGUGCAACCGUCGAGUGAUCAUCGGACGACGGGAGCGGGUGUCACUACCGGGGCAAGCGUUACGAAAUCUCAAUCAACCACAACGCUCGAUCCGGCCACACUCGAUUCGAAGCUAAGCGAGAAGAAGAUCGCCUUUCACGAGCUACUAAUAUCGGAGCUGACUGCCAUGCGCCAGAAGCAGCAGCAGAAGGAUCAAGAUCAUCCAGAUCGUCAGAAAGCGACACAUGCAGUGCAGCAGGAAAGCAGUCUCAAAGGUGACGAACCAACAAUGGCGGUCGAUCUGGCGAAGAUUAACCGCCGGCAGCGGAUUCCUUCCGAGCGGCGUUCGUCCGGCAGCGAGACGGAAACGACCCCGAACGGAACCGCCACAAGACUGCCGAAGAUUCGUACCGCCGACUGGAUCGAGGUGGGCGAUAACGGGAAGCAGGUGGUGCUGUCCAGCUGUCAAAUCAGCCUGGAAGAUUCGGGCAUGGAGGACGAGGAGAAGCUGGACGAUGCGUCGUCCGGGGUCGGCGAUUCGUGGGACAGCGUAAAGGAAGAUGCAGAAGAACGCAUCAUUAUGUCACUCCCCGGACUUCCCCCGUUGCCCAAGAGCCUCAGUGGCUUCGAUCUCGCCGGCAUCCAGUUCCAGUCACACCAUCAGCACCACCACCAUCAACACCCAGCAUCCCAACAGCACAAUCCACACUAUCCUCCGACGCAUCAUCAGCAGCAACAGUCGGCGACGAUACAGUCCGCCCAUCAUCACCAUCAAAUGCAACCGCAGUCCUUCCACGGGACGUCACCACACCCGUCCAGUCUGCCACCGUCCUCCCAGUCACCUGCCGCCGGAGUGCUGAACCACCAUCACACGAAUCCUUUCAUACCGAUCGGAUCGGGUCUGAUGCACGGGGGGGACAGUUUGGCAUCGCUCGAAAGUCAGCAGCGAGGACACUCGCCCGUUAGCAGUACCCUGUCGGGUGGGAGCAGCGGAGGUAGGAAGGCAUCGCCCCAACCUCCAGGAUCGGGACCGGCGUCAACUUCUACGCUGGACACGCAGCUUGCUAUCCUGCGACGAGAAAUGGUGAGUGUUGCUUUUUUGGCUGGAGACAAUCUGAAUAUUGGCCCGGUUUUAGAGGAUCGUUACGUGAGUGGAAGCUUUUAAGCAUGUUACUGUGAAGCGAUACACCAAACCAGAACGAAGAUUUUGGGUCCCAACAGCAAUUAGUACACGACGUGAAGAGGGGUGAAAUAUCUCGACAUUAUUUGUUGGACCAAAUAAGGAAGCAUCAUCGAUUCUGGUUUGCAAUUGCGUAACGACUACCCGUCGUAUCAGCAUCAAACCAUUGGCCACCGGUAUUUGUUGUACGCUGGUGAUCAGUGAUCCAGAUCGACUAUCACGGUGGGCCCAGCUAUUGAUGGUGGUAUGGUUUUAUGAUCGUUUUCCUUCCGCAUUUCUACGCUCCGGAGCGGUGUUUAGAUGCGGCCUGAUAGGAGAUCAGCGAUAAAUGCGGAGAAAACAAUAAAAUCAUUAUCCUAUCAUCGGCGCACCGGGAUCGAUAGGCAGGACACGCGAACACCAGCUAAUGCUGGAACGUUUUGGAAACGACGUUGUUUGUUCGCCGUGUUUUACAACACCAAAACCGAUCCCUAAUAGCGAGCUAGUUGUGUGACGCUUAAUUCUACCCAUGUUCAAUCGAUUGCAGCACGAUCGCCGAGGAACUGGGAACACCGAUCAAUAUCGUUGCAUUAAAUGGAUCAAGCUUCGAUUGUUGUCGGUCGCUAACGAACCCACCACCACCACCGGAGGUUCGGUUUGUCCUUCUGCUCUCCUGCACUGACACGGUAGGCAGCUUUCCAGUGCACUAAUCCAUUACCCUUGCUGGAGGUUUACUUCUGCAACCGAAUGCACACACCACCACACUUUCACCCGCGUUUUGCGGACGCGCGAAAGCAUAGCGUGAACAAAAGGAAGAAAUGAUAUAGAAUUGGAGGAGGAGGAGGGAAAAAGCAACAACAACGGUGUACACGGGUGGCCUCCUCCAACAAUGAUAUGAUGUCAGCGUACCAACACCCUGCUAGCAGGGGGAGAAAUGCAGGAUUUGGUGCGAUUGUUGGCGCGUGCAAAAUAAUAAUAAACGUCGUGGUACACGCUCCACGAGCGAACCGGAUUAGAAACAACUGUUGGGCGGAUGUUUUUUUUUCUAUAUUUUAAAAUGCAGAUGCGACCGGGAAUCGCGCCCGCAGCACAGCAAGUGUAGCGCGUGCACGAAGAAAGUUCAAGGGAAAGGGAAACGGUGAUCAUUGUGUGUUUUUCUAUUUCGAUUUGGAAAACAAAACCAGUGCACCACCGAGGGAGAGAAUUCAGGGCCAGAGGCUAGGCUUUUACAACAUGACCUGGGUUGACUCAUCAUAUGCAAAUGCAGGGCUUUUUUUUACUUCUCUCUGGUGCGUUGAGGGAUGCACAGUGAGUGAGUAAUUCGUUUGCGUUUGAUUUGUGAUGAUUAGAGGGUAGUUGGCGAUCAGGUGCAGAAAGUGCAUAGAAUGAUUGUGUAAGCUGUAAACUCACCAGCGACAUUGUAGUGUGCUAUCUGCCAUCGCUGUUGUCGAAGCUGAAGUCAUUCCUUCCUGAUGAUGUAAUAUCCAGAUAAGUUAGAAAAAGCGGGAGAGAGAGAGAGAGCGAGAGACAUGCAAAUCGUCAAUGAGCGUUGAAAAGCGGUGACAAUAUCGGUGGGCAAAUCUGGUGCCCUUAACGACUUAGGGCCUAGAUAUUUCUAUAGCGCUCAUACUGUAGCCGUAACACGGAGUUUAUGUCACCGAAGUACAGAGGCACAUCAGUGGUGGCUGUUGUUGUUGUUGCCGGUCGCUAUCAAUUAGCAUCCCGGAGCGAAGGGAAAAAAAACGCGAAGACCGAUCGCAAGUAGGAAAAAUGGUCUUACACGAAACCACGUCGGCAGUAAUUAACUUACCACCGAGGUUGUCUGGCUGUAGGGAGGGAAAUGUUGGCAUCGCAGCACACAAACACACGGCCGUUACGACGAGUGUGCGGCCGUCGUAAUUGAUG
This is a messenger RNA of Anopheles stephensi (Asian malaria mosquito), 4485 nucleotides long. RefSeq names its product transcriptional regulator ovo-like. Lineage: Eukaryota; Metazoa; Arthropoda; Insecta; Diptera; Culicidae. The coding region runs from base 418 to 2586 and encodes 722 amino acids. The record is from RefSeq and is a predicted model, not a curated record. The transcript is spliced from 4 exons.